Messenger RNA from Pocillopora meandrina, 9172 nucleotides. The record is from the annotation of a GenBank genome assembly. Lineage: Eukaryota; Metazoa; Cnidaria; Anthozoa; Scleractinia; Pocilloporidae.
AAGCAGAUAUUUGUUUCGAUUGAAGACUCUGUUCACGAAUUUGCCAACGCUUUCUUUGGCCUUUCCUUUGCGACUCCAAAAGUCUUUGUUAUGUGGUUAAAGAAUACAAAACCAGCGGCAUAUUUUAGAGCCUAUCUGAAAAGAUUUGUUUCUACCAAAUCAUGCCAAACUCAGAAUGCAGUAAGAGACGUUCGUGAUUUUGAUUCAAGGAGAAGGUAUGUUAACAUGCAAAGAUUUGUUAGGUUUUAGCCCCUAGCUUUUUCCAUCCGUUCAACCAGGGUAGUCUGAAUCUAAAUCUAAAUCUUUACUACAAAUACAUGCAACUCCCAAAACGGCUGGUGAAUGCAUUCAACUCAUGAAAGUUUAUUUUCCAUACGGAUACCACUCACCACAUUCUCAACGUAAAUCUGCUGUCGCUCAGACGUUGAUUAACUAGCGGCGCGUGACCCGUUAGAAAUCCCCAUGAUCACCAUCAAAAACGGUUAUGAAGGAAAUCGCUCUCAGAGGUGGCCCAGAGCAAACGGUCUUGUUACCCCAAUAGGUUGUAUCGCUUGAUUGAAGUUCUAAUAAUCCAAAGUUGUUUUCAGCACAAACAAGAAGCUUACGCAAAGUUACUAUCAUGGCACGUCUCUCCAACCCCUCCUGGGGAACACUAUUGGCCAAAUGUUUGACAAGACUGUAGAGAGGUUCCCGGAUUGGGAGGCAUAUGUUUUCUGUGAAGAUGGAGACAGAGCAACGUUUUCACAAUUCCAACAAGAGGUAUGAUAUUGAACGACGGAUCUUUUACUCUUGCGACAAUCAAGUGUUUAUUGUACUUGUAGCAGCGAUCUCUCUAGUUACAGGUAAAAAACCGAAAAUUUCGGUUACCUUAUGUCCUUCGCGAAACAUCUCCGGCAAAACUACAGCCUAAUCGUUUUGCAACAUUUUGAAAAAUGAUCGGCCACCAGUCAGGACGAAACACUUCGUUCGCGAUAUUAUUUUCACAUAAAAUAUCACCCAUAAGAUACCCAUAAUACCACUCGGGAUUCCCACUGGCUUCCCAGGGGACAUUUUACUGGCUUCCUACGGAGUCUGCCUCCGGAUUCCCGCCGGUAUCCCGCCAGGAUUUCCUCAGGAAUACCCGUCAGGCUUCUGGCUGGAUUCCUUCCCAAGGUCCCGCUAGAAUUUCCACCUUAUCCCACGGGUUUUCCGCUGAGUUUCCCAACGAGAUCCUGUCGGCUCUUGCAACCCUGGAAUCAGGAGUUUGAACACUUUCAUAAAGGUUACGUCAAUCUUUGGUAACGGUUGUCAACUUGACAAAUAUUAUAGGUUGAUCAACUUGCCGAGGGACUUAUUUCAAGAGGACUGACAAAAGGUGACCGGUUAGGGAUCUGGGCACCUAAUAUUAGGGAAUGGCUGAUAACACAGCUUGCGGCAGCUCAAAUUGGGCUUAUAUUGGUAUGUAAAUAAGCAAUAAACAUCGCAAAUGUCUAUUAAGAUCCCUAUGAUUACACGAUUUAUUAAUAACAGAAAUUUCGUUAAGGAUACAAUUGUUAAAAGGUUAUAGUUUACGCCGGGUUCUCACCAGGUGGGGGCCUGAUAGAGGGAGACAUAAAGCGAGCUAGUGAAACGGCAGAGGUCUGGAAAGAGUAACAAAGUUUUCGCUAGACUUUGCCCAGCCAUCCUUUGAAGUCGAGGUAUUUUUUCUUUGCGUCAUCAGGGUCGUUUUAAGAUGAGAAAAAUACGAUUUUUUCAUGGCCUGGAUUUUCUCCCAUCUAUAGGUUUGUUUAAAUACAGCAUACAAAGGACCCGAGACAGAGUAUGUGCUGAGAAAGGUAGUGACGUCAGAAUUGAUUUUCGCAGCGAUUUUGUAAUCCUUUCAGUUAAUUUCUAGGCGUUCAGAACUCAACCUUAUCUGGUAAGGUCUAAAAUGUGAUAAAUUAACGACCGAUUAAUACUGUUAAAUGUGUGAUUUUCUUCUAUUUUAAGGCAGGAUGUAAAGCUGUGGUGAUGGUGGACGAAUUCAGAACAGAGAAUUUUUACGAUACAAUGACAAGAUUGAUACCUGAACUGCCGCACGCAAAACCUGGAGAACUUCAGUCUGAGAGGUAAUCAAAAAUAAGAGUUUAAUAUACAUUUGAGAGUCCUCCGAGAGCUGCUCUGCUACCAGUCAACACUCAAAAAUUAUACCCAUACUCAACUCAGUUCGACUUCCGGGGGAGUAGGGAAGGGGAUUGUAGUAUCGAAGCUAAAUGAGGCAAAUUUUUUCGCUUGUUUUGUUGGUAAUAAUUCAUAUUUUAUUCUCAAACAGGUUACCAGAACUGAAAGAUGUCUUUGUUGUAAGCAAAAGCAAAAAAUCAUUCAGGUACUUGCGGUGCUCUGUUAAAAUUUUAGACGCGUUUUUUAGACCAUGACCGUAGAUCACAAUUUACGUUUCUCGCUCUGCUUUAUUGACCGCGUGUUCUAGACUACAAGCACGUCUACCCAUCACGUGAUCAGUGUGGUCACGCACACAGACGCGCAAACACGGACAUUUGCGCAUUCACGCGCCAUCCUUGCGCGCUAUGACCUAACUCGUGCCGGUAGCUAAAGUGACCUGGAUACUAUUAAGAAGACCUCAGGUGUUUGAGAUGUAAUAAUUGCUCACUUUCAUUUCUUCAAACUUUAGAGGAACUACAACAUUUGAGGAGUUGCUGUACUCAACAGGCGAAGGUGCCAGAAACCAAGUGAACCAUAUCAAAAGCACUCUACAGUUUGACGAACCAGCAUGUCUUCAAUUUACUUCGGUAAGAAAACUAGUUAUACGAACUGAUUGCUCUAUCAGCUUAUAUCGACCUGGAAAGGCUGUGCCAACCAUCACAAGCUACUACCAGUUCCACUUAGGGAAGUACCGAGUGUAGGUCAUAAAAGGUUUUUUCCUCGUAAUAUGGCAUAACUCUCGUUUCCCAAUCAAAGCUCUUGACGAUUAAAAUUGAAUCAGCUUACCGUAAACGUGCUCUGUCCUCUUUUCCAUCUUUUGCUUUCUGUUUGAACAAUUAGGAGCUUCAUAAAAAGGCAUUCUUGACUCAAAUGGUGAUUGUUGCGCGUUGUGAUGAUUAGAGCAACGCAUAUUUUGGAAUUUGUGAGUUGUGGUUUUGGUUUUUCGGCCAGGUUGCCGUGUUUUUUCCAAGAUGUCGGCGUCUAUACUCGAAUAUCAGCACACUGGAAGACAAUUAAAAAACAGCUAAGUAACUCUUUAAAAUCUUAAACGCGCUUAGCAGUUAUCCGUAAUGGUGCAUGGAAACAAAAACUCUUUAUGAUUUUGCUUCUCCUCCAAUCUUUCCGUCUUUCCGGCAGGGUACCACAGGACGUCCCAAGGGUGUGACGAUGAACCAUCAUGCUUUGGUGAACAAUGCGUUCCUGAUUGGACAGUUCAUGAACUACAGUGAGGUGAGAUGAGACACAAUGCCGUCCGCACUAAACUGGGAACUUGCCCGUACAAUACCGUCUUUGCGUCUCGGGUCUAUGAGUAAGAAUGAGUGUCUCUCUUAUUGUCUUUUUCUGACUACGGUUCUUCCUCUCCUUAGGCAAGUUGUCGUUUUUUUUAAAGGAUAUUUUCUCACGAUUUCCACUCGCUAGUUACAUUUUCCUACCACUUACACGCGGUAGUCUAAUUAGCAUGGCACAGAUUACUUGUUUUCCUGCUUUUUCCAGCCACAGGUUACCUGUUUAUCUGCGCAAUUCAAUCACCAUGUUGUUCCUAACUUUUUGCGCUCGCCAUUCAAUCAUUUGCUAACCCUACCCGUAGCCUCAAACCCCUAACCCCUCACACGUUUAUCGCACUUCCCAAUAAAUGGUUGCAUAUUUUCCUGAGCUUCACAGAUACCCGAUAUCCAUUCUCUCGAAGUUUCUAGUAACAAGUUAUUUUUCCGAUUUUCCGCGCUAUUUUGCAAUUUUCUGAACUUGAAAAAUUUUCAUUAACCUAUGCGGCGACCUUUAAUCAUUGCUUUUUAUUGAGUACAAUUUUAUGGAUAAUUGUUGUAUAUCUCUUUUGCUUCUUACAUCUGUUUCCUUAUGUUGCCCAUAUAGCCAUCAAGAAUCUGAAAUCCCUGGCCUCUGUUCCAUUCUGGAGGUGUCACGGUUACCAGGUUUAAAUGCCAUCUUUUGUCUGCUAUAUCAGUUUAAGUAUAUUCUUCCAUCUCGUGUCGCUAAGUCGUAAAAUUAAAGCCGUGAAACUUCUUAAGUCGCAGUUGGUCCAGCAUGAGUCGUUUGCGUUUGUCAAUCACCCUAACGAGAUUAUAAUCUCGUUCCCAGGGCCACUCUUCUCCCCUUCCUCCGGAAAACCGUUUCGCGGCUUUCAAAUGUAUUUGUUACAUUGUGAAUAAAAAAAAAAUGUUUUACAACAGUUUUCGAAGAAACAUUUCCUAAGCGUCUUUAUAAGAGGACUGAUCUUUAGGAUAGCUGACAAAAGCAAUUUGGGAAUGGAUUGUCUACUUAAAUCUUUCUGUUUUUACAUUAUAGUUUGGUGAAUGUAGUUUGGGGAGUUCCUGUUGUCUACCCAUCCCGUGGAUAUAACAGUACUGCCAUACUGAAGGCGGUACAAGAAGAGAAGUAAGAAAGAUCAUUUUUAACAUUAUCUUAAUGUUCACUUAUAUACUUUUCCCCCGCCUUUUCCUUUGCACUGUCUCUGGAUAACUUUGCUUUACUGCCCCUCAUCUUACAUUUGUUAGGACGUGUAGCGUUUCUCAGGAUUUGUCAGUCGAGGGGAGUUUCACUAACGUCGAACUAACACUUAGGGGUUUAUUACGUCGUUUUAGUACUUAAAAAUUAUCAUUUUCAUUUCUCGAUAAGGAGAGGAGAGGUCACGCACAAUAUCAGCCCCCUUGCACUUUGGCUGGCUGAAAAUGAACGAAUUCUGAACACGAUCAAUUUCUUGUCAGGAGUCGAGAAUAGAAAAUAAUACUUUCAUCCGUGCUUACGGCAUCGCCUUUUUCACGAGGUUUGUUUGUCUUACAGAUGUAACACUUUGUAUGGAACGCCUCCAAUGGUAAUUGAUAUUCUUGCUCACCCUGAAUUAAAGAAUUACGACCUAUCGAGCUUAAGAAAAGGUAAAUUCAAGUUUUCUCCUCACAACAUACUGAGGGGGGGUAACCUGUGUUGGAUUAGCAUCCACACUCCAUGUCGGGGGAGUCAGUGAGGUGCGAAGGCGGGGAGGGGGGGUUGGCUCGAGGAGGGUGGGGUGAGAGAGCCUUAUUUACAGGAAGAAGAACGCGGUCUAAUUAUUUGCACGUGAAAAUUGAACUAUAUUUCUAUAUUUUGUACAUAACUGGUAGCAUGAACCUACUUGGUCAUGGAAUGAGGAAGCACUUUUGAGAACCAAGCUGUAGGCUGAAGCUGCUGUUGCACGUUCUUUUCCCGGCAGGUUAUCACAGAUUUUUUUCUCUGUGGCGUAUUAUCUAAUUCCAACUGAUUACAAUUGGUUGAGGUCAAAGCGCGGCAAAAUCGGUCGCUUUCUCCUUCCGGUUCCGUUUGCCUGUUUUGCAUUUGAAAAACGUUCAACAUCUCUAAUGUUCAAAGUUUUUGUUUUUGUUGACCUGUAGGCCUGUUUGGAGCUACAUCUUGUCCUGCAGAAGUAAUGAGACAAGCUAUCAGUAAACUGAACCUGAAGCAGUUGACGGUAAACUUACAUUUUGCAUGCAUGCCAUAAAUCCUCCACGUAGAGCCUCUCCCCGAACAAGCGCCCGUGAGUGUCCUCUUUCACUACCGUAACUGUGGCAACCCUUCAAUUCUAGGUAGCCUAUGGUUUGACAGAGACAGGCCCACUUGUUACUCAAACAUCAUUCGAUGACCCUUUGGAAAGAAAAGUUACCACCGUAGGAAAGGUUUACCCGCACACAGAGGUAAUCUAGCCUCAAUUACAGGCUUUUUAUGCGACUGUCUCCUGUGAUGACUUUAAUGCGUCUCGCUUGUUUCUUCUGUGCAGGAACAACCAUCAACCAGCAAUGGUUCCUGGUGUGACACAGUUUAAUGACAUGUUGCUUCUCGAAAAUCUUCAGCAAUAUGCAGGGCAAACUUCUCUUUAAAAUGGUGUCUUAUUAGCCCAUAAGUAACUGAUCAAACGCUCGUUAACCUGCUUGAUUCUCUUAUGUAUUUUGAAGCAAGCAAAUGUAAGUUUAUGUGAAUUGUUAAAACGAACUACGUAAGGUCAAAAUGUUGCUUUUCCGUUCAACAGAUGAAGAUUGUGGACUUCAAAGGAAACAUUGUGCCUGUAAAUACGCCUGGGGAAAUAUGCAUCCGUGGAUAUUCUGUCAUGCUGGGGUACUGGGGAGAGGAAGAGGAAACUGAAGAUGUUAUUGAGCCAUCACGAUGGUUCCACAGUGGGUAAGAUGAAGGAGACAGGGCUACCUACAUAAAGAACACAAUAUAUUCUAAUGAGGAGGAUGUACUUGAAAGGGGUUAGGCAUUUCUUCGUUCUUUUCCUCCUUGCUUUAUAUAGGUGGGUCGCGAAACCGGGAGGAUAUCACUAAAGUUAGUCUCGUACGCAAAUCUUCCACGUUUAAUUACAGUUACACGGUGCGAUCUGGGUACGAGAUUACACUGGGGCACUAGCUUGAGGAAGACAAUAGUACCUGGAAUCGCCAUGCUGCUCUCUGGUAACGAGCAAUGGAGGGCUCUCUUUUACGAGUAAGCCCAAUAUAUGUAGGGAGCACUUAACACUCUACCGAACACACCGAUAGUUGCGCAUUUCAAGCUAACAACUUCAGCUGUCUCUGGUCCACGCCUCACUCUUAAAAAAAAACCUCAUUUUUCUUAGGGAUCUGGGAACAAUGGAUGAACGUGGAUAUGUGAGGAUCGUUGGAAGAUUGAAGGUAACUUUGAUUUAUAAUUUGAGACUGUUUUAGUCUUUACUCCACCGCACUCUGUCAUUGGUCUAGAAAAAUCGUCCUAACUUUCAACCAAUCAGAUGCGAAACUAAAACCAAGCACUACUCACUAACAUUUUCCGCGCUCCAAGCAGUUUGCUUGUUUUUGUUUUAGUUCUCAUUGUCUCCAUUGGAUAGCUUGCCUUGCUCUGAUUGGCCGGUGUGAUUACGUCACCCAAUCGAGAAACUCUUGGAAUGUUUUUCGUUACUUUGCACCUGCAUUACUGAACACCAUUUGAUCUUUCCACAGGAUGUUAUCAUGCGUGGGGGAGAAAACGUCUACCCAGCAGAAAUUGAAUACUUUCUACACACUCAUCCAAAAAUACAGGAUGCACAGGUAAAGAUACAUAUAUCCCUAAAAGGGCAAAAUAUUUGCCGAUUUUUUUUUGAGUCAGGUUGUAGUAAAUGUAAGUGUAUCCAAGUUGUGUAACUGAUCUUUUAAAAUUGUAAAAUAAGGGACGCAAGUACGGCAUACACAUUGGUUUCAUACUUGAAUGAUUUAAAACUUGUGCCCACCUCAUCUUCGAAAGCAACAAAAAUUUCAUUAUGCUUCGACUUUUAAGGAACGGUGUAUGAGAGAAACUAUGUUCAGGGUGUCUUUUUCUUUAAAUAAUUUGCGAAGUUUAUGAUUAGGUUUUCAAUUGGUUAGAUUAUUAGCGUGCCAGACGAGAGACUUGGAGAAGAGGUCUGUGCUUGGAUAAAGUAAGUUACUCCAUUAAAAGGCCAUUUUGUUAUAAAUGAAUAGAGCUUACAUGGUGCAUCCACCAGUCGCGUUACCCAAAAUCUUACUCAGUGAGGUAAACUUCACAAACCUGCCUUGUACUCUGGUAAAAACCGCAGUCAGAACUUAUAAUCUCCAUUAUAAAUAUUUUUGCCCCCUCUUUUAGGCUGAGAACAGGAGAAACUAUGUCUGCGGGGGAGGUUAAAGAUUUCUGCAAGGAUCAGGUUACGUACAACAUCUUUCAGUCUUGGCUGUGAAAUUAGGAGAACGCUUAUUCGCGAGCAAAAUUGAUUUUCAAUCACAGGAAUGGAUCAAUAUGCUGUUUGUUAAUCACUGACGAGUAGUUGGUUUUUCAUCGUAGAAUUUACUUCUCCUUUGUGGUCGAGUUACUUUUUCCAUGAUUGUCAAAAUCAUUUUGGAGGAAAACGCGGCUGCCUUGUCUCGUACCCAGACCUUUCUCAGCCAAGCGGUUACACAUUUCAGUGACAGGUACACGGCAGGAUCUGGGUACGAGAUUAGCGGCUGCCUAAUUGUCGGUGCGCUGGAUUCCGCGUUUAUGACCUGGCCGGGUUAUUAAGCUGUGUUCCUGAGUAAGACAUAUGACUAUCACAUUUCCCCUCUCCACCCAUUAGUAGAAAUGGGUACUGGCGAAUUGUCAGGGUACCCUGACGAAAUUCUGGGGAGAGGGGAGGGGUGGGUAACCUGCAAUGAAUUUGCAUUCCAUACAGGGGAGUAGCAAUUAAGAGUCGUUUCAUGUUACAGGAAGCGGGGCCUCUUGGCUCGAGUGCACACCUAACCUUUUUUCCCCAAAUAUCAAUUAAGGUACUUGUAAAAUGUUGGUGAUGACAGUAAAUUUGUCUAAAUAAACAACUUUAUCGCUAGUGCGGAAAGGCCCUAAUUUACCACUUAUUUUGGGUUCAACAGAUUGCUUAUUUUAAGAUACCUCGGUAUAUCAAAUUCGUUGAUGAUUAUCCAAUGACAGCGUCUGGAAAGGUAAAGUAGUCGGUAGAGAUUUUUCUUGGCUUUUUUUUUUCUUUUUGGUGGUCAAAUCUGGUUUAAAUUGUAUUCUACGACAUUAAACAACGACAGCUGAUGGUGAAGUCAGAUCGCACGAGUGAGAGUAAUCCUGAGAAGGACUGGUGCUGAUAGUAGUGACUGACGUUAUGACAACCUUAGCGGAAGUCAUUUUCGGAGUCAUCAGAGACUCUGAUAUGACUUCACCGGAGGCUCUACUGACGACUUCCACCGCGGUUGUCGAAACGUUAGUCACCACAACCGACAUCAGUUUUUUUCCAGGACUACUCUCACCCGGGCCAUCAGAUCAUACGAUCAACUCUUAAUCCUGUGUUCAAACCAUUUACUGAAAAACAACAAUAACAGUUAUAAUUAUUACUGGUGAUAGUUCACGUCACUAUUUAAGUUCCACGAAAAAACGCUGCGAAAUAAAAGUGCCCCCUCAGUAAAUAUAUGGGACAGCUUUUAAUCAAUCUAAUAAACUUUUUUCUCUUUAGGUUAUGAAAUAUGUCAUGAGGGAACAAGCGAAAAAUGAGUACAAAUUUUAUGCAACGUAA